UGGUCUCGCGAGAUCUCUCGUAAACUUACAGAGCCGGAAGGAACUUAUCAGUCUUUUCCCUUUUGCGGCCAUCGCUGAAGCGGCAGCGGCCAAAAUGAAGUUCAAUCCCUUUGUGACUUCUGACCGGAGCAAAAACCGCAAAAGACAUUUCAAUGCACCUUCGCACAUUCGCAGGAAGAUUAUGUCUUCUCCUCUUUCCAAGGAACUGAGACAGAAAUACAAUGUUCGGUCCAUGCCCAUCCGAAAGGAUGAUGAAGUUCAGGUUGUACGAGGACACUACAAAGGUCAGCAAAUUGGCAAAGUUGUCCAGGUUUACAGGAAGAAAUAUGUCAUCUACAUUGAACGGGUGCAACGAGAUAAAGCUAAUGGCACAACUGUCCAUGUGGGCAUUCACCCCAGCAAGGUGGUUAUCACUAGGCUAAAACUGGACAAAGACCGCAAAAAAAUCCUUGAACGUAAAGCCAAAUCUCGCCAAGUGGGAAAGGAAAAGGGCAAAUAUAAGGAAGAAACAAUUGAGAAGAUGCAGGAGUGAAAUAAUCUUAUAUACAGUUUCCAUUAAAAACUGCAAAAACGAAGCGCCU
Messenger RNA from Trichechus manatus latirostris (Florida manatee), 581 nucleotides. RefSeq names its product ribosomal protein L26 (gene RPL26). The record is from RefSeq and is a predicted model, not a curated record. Gene Ontology annotation, cellular component: cytosolic large ribosomal subunit; ribosome. Gene Ontology annotation, biological process: ribosomal large subunit biogenesis; cytoplasmic translation. Lineage: Eukaryota; Metazoa; Chordata; Mammalia; Sirenia; Trichechidae. Bases 95 to 532 code for a protein of 145 amino acids. The transcript has 4 exons. Gene Ontology annotation, molecular function: RNA binding; structural constituent of ribosome.